ACCUUUGCGACCUAUCUUUGACCUCUCUUUCACUCACCUCUCUGACUAUGUACGACAUUAUCGUCGUUGGCGGUGGUGCCGCUGGAUGUGUGAUUGCUGGAAAGCUCUCGGCCGCCGACCCAUCGCUGAAGAUUCUGAUACUCGAAGCCGGACCUCACUCGCACAAUGUUCCACAACACGUCCAGCCCGCUCGCUUCAUUCGUAACGUCCAGCAACCCCAGCUCAUGGACCCCAAGUCUAUCUGCCUUCACGUCGCGCAACCCAGCGAGGCUCUACUGGGCCGCAAAAUCGUGAUGCGGCAGGGAAGCGUCCUCGGAGGUGGCUCGAGUGUCAAUUUCAUGGUUUAUGUCCGACCAUCAGCUUCGGACUAUGACGCAUGGGAAGUUCAGUUCGGGAACAAAGGAUGGGGCUCGAAAGAUCUCAUUCCGCUUCUGAAGGAAGUGGAGGCUUACCAUCCUUUCGAGGAGGGUGCUCCGGUUGGGCCAGUCCAUGGGGACAAGGGCCCCGUCAAGAUCUCCUUUGCAAAGAAGGGGAAUAACGUGGGCGAACAGUUCUUGGACGUCGUCAGGCAGUACGACAAGGCACGUCCGAUUGGCGACUGGAACGACUUUGGCUCUGGUAACAAGUACGGGAGAUGGGCAAAAUACAUUGAUCCAAGGACAGGAAGGCGUUCGGAUACUGCUCACGCCUUCAUCUACAACCAACCGCCCAACCCCAACCUCGUCGUCGAAACAGAGAAACGCGUCGUACGAGUCUUAUUCGAAGGUACCAAAGCCGUAGGCGUGGAAUACGUUGGGGAAGAGAAGAACGAGGAUGGAUCACGAGUCGUCCAACAAGCUUACGCUUCCAAGCUCGUCGUCAUUUCCGCUGGAUCCAUUGCGUCACCAGCUAUUCUCGAGCGCUCCGGCAUUGGCGGAGCAGCCGUCUUGAAAGCUAAUGACAUUGCUCAGCUCGUGGACCUCCCUGGAGUUGGCGAGAACUAUAUGGACCAUUCCGCUGUAUUCUCCGUUUAUCGUUCUGCCGAAGAAGCUGAUACCAUGGACGCUGUCUAUUACGGUGGCCCGAACGAAUUGUCUUCCUAUGAAUCCGAAUGGAAAUCGUCAGGCACAGGCCCACUCUCCCGAAAUGGCUUGGACGCAGGCUGCAAGUUGCGUCCGACACCAGAUGAACUGAAGGAGCUCGGGCCAGCGUUCCAACAAAGAUGGGAUACCUUCUACAAGGACUACCCCGACAAACCGGUCAUGCUUGGUGCGAGUAUGGCCGCUUGUGGUUCGCCCGCGGGUGUCAAGGAGAAGAUGUGGACAGCUGCGUAUUACUCCGCAUACCCAUCCUCGACUGGGUGUGUCCAUAUCGCCGGAGGACGCGACCCAUUCGCUCCCUUGGACUACCAUCCGGGGUAUCUCGACAAAGAGGAAGACGUAGCCAUGUUCCGAUGGGCGUACAAACACUUGAGGGAGAUAGCUCGACGCAUGCCGUUCUACCGUGGCGAAUACGAGGAGCGUCACCCCAAGUUUCCCGAAGGAAGUGCUGCCGCGUGUAACCUGUCUAGGGAACCCGUCGCAAUCGACGCUCCCAAGUUGGUUUACACGAAGGAAGAUGAUGAGGCGAUCGAUAGGUACCAUCGGACCACCAUGGGACCAGCUUGGCAUCCGGCCGGUACUUGUGCGAUGAAGCCUCGAGAGCAAGGCGGCGUCCUCGAUUCCAGACUCAACGUCUAUGGAACCACCAAUCUGAAGGUUGCCGAUGUCAGUGUCUGUCCCGAGAACGUCGGAGCCAACACGUACAGUACGGCUUUGGCGGUUGGUCUCAAGGCCACUGUGAUCAUCGCGGAGGAGCUGGGGAUCAAGCUGAGGAACUGAGUGCAGGACAUUGGCUGGUAGUCAUCCUCUUUUUUUUCAAGUGUGAUAAACAAUUAUGUAUACCUCAGCUACUAUGUACUGGUACUCGUUGAUGUAAAUUAGCCUUAGUCUGAGUGAGCGGACUCACCUCGGAUAUUUAAGCGCCCAUGACUCAACC
Molecule: messenger RNA, 2016 nt
Organism: Coprinopsis cinerea okayama7#130
Lineage: Eukaryota; Fungi; Basidiomycota; Agaricomycetes; Agaricales; Psathyrellaceae
Product: alcohol oxidase AOX1
Exons: 15
Coding region: 48-1859 (603 amino acids)
Molecular function (GO): oxidoreductase activity, acting on CH-OH group of donors; flavin adenine dinucleotide binding
Source: RefSeq, a predicted model, not a curated record